Molecule: messenger RNA, 240 nt
Organism: Protopolystoma xenopodis
Lineage: Eukaryota; Metazoa; Platyhelminthes; Monogenea; Polystomatidea; Polystomatidae
Source: the annotation of a GenBank genome assembly
AUGUCGCCGGCUUAUAGCGAUACAAUUAGCAAAAAGAAGUCCAGAAAGUCACUUAGAUCAGCAACAGUUGGUACAUUAGAUCACGAUCAUGAAGCUCUUCACAGUGAUGAUUCUUCUAUCAAUCUGGCUAGCGAUGAGACACUGGCCUUAUCGACGCCACUAGUCCGAGUCCAGCAGUCUGAUGUGGCUGCGAGCGGGUUGUCUCCCGCCUCAGUUAGGAAAAGCAAGCGCCUACGUUAG